Molecule: messenger RNA, 3131 nt
Organism: Cryptotermes secundus
Lineage: Eukaryota; Metazoa; Arthropoda; Insecta; Blattodea; Kalotermitidae
Product: zinc finger protein 501-like
Exons: 5
Coding region: 663-2096 (477 amino acids)
Biological process (GO): regulation of transcription by RNA polymerase II
Molecular function (GO): RNA polymerase II cis-regulatory region sequence-specific DNA binding; DNA-binding transcription factor activity
Source: RefSeq, a predicted model, not a curated record
UGUGGUAGCAACGGUAGCAACGCUAGAUGUAUGCGUUUGCACGUUGUAUUCGUUCCUCUUUAUGUGUGACAGCUGUAAUCAGUGAAAGUAAUUGAACUUUUCAGUCUAAUUUAGACGCAGAUCGUCCUUAAACUGGCGCGUUUGUUAAUUAAAAUUCAGAUGUGCACUUGAAAUGCUGGUAUAUUUUAUGUCACAGUUGCAGUGUUUUCUAUAUGGAAGUGUUUAAUAAUCGCAUGUCAAGUCUGUUCUCUUGAAAGUCGUCAACACCGCUUGUCGCGAGCUUUACGAUUUUCCUUCGUAAUAGCAAAGUAAUUAUUUAAAGAAAUUGUAAAAGAAACUAGUGGUCACUCAAAUUACAGGUUAAUAUUUUUACAGCCGUUAACUGGAAUAUCGGAGUCGAAUAAUGAAGGCCGUGUUAAAGAAAAUGCUUCAGAAUUCAGAGGCGCUGUUUGUUCUGUGGUACUUAUUCGAAUUACAGUUUUAAGGUGGACAUCAGUGAUGAACAUAUUAUUUAUAUGAUGAGAGCCUUCAUUCCUGCUGACCAAUACUGUUGUCAUCAGGAGAAAAUGAGGCCACAUUAAUGCAAUGUCCUUCAGCAUACUCUGGAUGGGAAUCUUCCUUCGGAAUUAAUCUCACAACUGUAGCAAUUCAACCCAGCACAAAUGGAUGAAGUCAAAGCUGAACCUGGCUCAGACACUGACACUAAACCGAUGUUCUUGGCAAGUGACCAUCAGUUGCUUGAUGUGAAUGAUGAAGGAGAAAUCCCAUUUCAUGUACUACAGAAAGGAAUUAAAUGUGUUGCAGAUUCAAUCAAAGUGGAACCUUGCUCAGAUUAUGAAACUUGCUCAGUGCUUUCAUUCAGUGAAGAUAAUGAGAAGGAAUAUCCUAUGCCGGUAUUUAUCCCUGUAAUGAAAUGUGAAGUGAAGGAAGAGUCAGGAGAUGAUGAUGCCGAAGUCAAGGAAGAGAUGAACAUUGAAGUGAAAGUACAAAAAAGUGAAAUGAGACCAAAUGGUGUGGAGUGGAUAUACAACAAACUGCAGGAUGUUUCACCUGAAACUGGUCACCAGCAUAAUUAUGGAAAAAAUGCUAGCAGACAGACUGCAAUCAAAAUUCCUGGAGAAAUCAGGCUUAGAAGGCGAAGAAGUAAUUCUUAUAUUCCAAUAAAGGUCAAGCGUCACAAGUGUCAGAUAUGCACUAAAGUGUUUUUUAAAAGUGAUUCUCUUCAGGCACAUAUUCGUACACAUACAGGGGAAAAACCUUUCAAAUGUGAAAUUUGUCAUAAGAGGUUUUCAGAAAGGGUGAGCGUCUCAAGGCAUCGACUAGUUCACACAGGGGAAAAACCUUACACCUGUGACAUUUGUCACAAGAGAUUCUCUCAGAGGGCGCAUUUGAACGAUCAUCAUCGCAUUCAUACGGGUGAGAAACCUUAUAAAUGUGAAACAUGCAACAAAGAGUUUUCGCAUAACGGAAACCUUGUGAAACAUCGGCUUUUACACACAGGAGAUAAAACUUACAAUUGUGAUGUAUGUCAAAAAAAAUUCAUGCGUAGUGACACGCUUAGAAAACAUUCCCGUAUACAUAUGGAAGAAAAACCAUUCAAAUGUGAUGAGUGUGACAAGAAAUUCACAUGUAAAUAUACGCUCAAAAGACAUUGUUUUAACCAUUUAGGGGAAAGACCAUACUAUUGUGAUAUUUGUAAUAAAGUGAUCUCAGGAAAUGAUUGCAUUAUACACAGACUUUUACACAAAGGUGAGAAACCUUAUCCUUGUAGUGUAUGCAAUAAAGGGUUUGCACGUAGUUCACAUCUUGCUAGGCACCAGCUUAUUCAUACAGGAGAAAAACUUUACAACUGUGAUGUGUGCGGCAAGAAAUUCUCUCAGCGGUCACAUCUGACUGAUCAUUAUCGUAUUCAUACAGGAAUUAAGCCUUACACUUGUGAUAUAUGCAGUAAAGGUUUCUCACAGAGUGGAAAUCUCAUGACACACAGACUUACACACUCAAUUGAGAAGCCUUACAGUUGUGACUUGUGUAACAAGCAGUUCACACAUAAAAAUGGCCUCAAAAAGCAUUAUCAUAUUCAUACAAGAAAUAUUUAGGAGAUGCGUAAUUGUAUAAACAGUUGAUAUGUUCUUGGCUUGUUUAAUAAUUUCAUAAGUUUUAUAGUACUGCAACUCAGAUAGUUGAAAAUGUUGUGUAAGAAAACAGUCAAGGCAUAUUACAGGGUACUGUAUCAGCACUGGCUGGGGCCUGAGCAUGACUGUAAUGUGCUUGGUAUAGCCAGAGUCUGCACCAAGAUUUGAUCUUGGAACCUCUGGGGACUGAAAUAGCCAUGGUGACUGUUUGACUGUGUUUGGUAUCUAUAAAGGAAGGAAGCAUUCAGAUGCAUACAAUGUGAAUGAACACUCAUGUAACCUACAGUGUCAGUUUACGUUUCUCACGGAAAGAACAAUGAUAUGCACAAUAUAUUGCAUGUAGCGUCACUUGUAUCUUGUAAUGCAUAGUCUUUUGGGACUACAACCUUUAGUUGCCUGUUACCUUGAUCAGAUGUGGGUAUACCCACUGAAAACCUUGAGAGCAUUGGGUCUUUACUGUUGAACAUCACAAGAAGCAUCAGUCUUACAGGCUGCCAGAAUGCAAGGCAGGUAUUGGCAGGCUCUCCAACUCUGGACAAAUUGUCAUUAAACCACCUCUUCAUUAACUUUCAUGAAAUGGAAUAACAAGGCGAAAUGAUCUUUAAAUGAAUGUGUUCCACAAAUGCAGAAGAGGAGGUUCAUCUGAUGUAAAUGUGUAUAUUGUGACAUUUUGUAUGUGUCAGUAAAUUCAAAAUCAUGCUGUUUUCCUGUGUUUGCUUACUCUGUUUCACUCUGUACAGUAAGAGUUAUCUCUGGUUCUGUCUCUUUUCUCAUAUGUGUUUGACAGUUCAUCUGGUGUCAACCACCAUUUUCAUUAGUCAGUGGUUUCUUAAUAUUGAGCUUAAAAAGAAAAUCUCUAAAAAUUUAAUCAGAUUAAUCUUGCAGAUGCUUUUAAUUCAUGUUGAGUAUGGUGUCCCUACAGUAGGAUAUCUUUUUAAUUCACAUGUGGGGGGGUGGAGUCCAGUUGGGUCCACUCAGCAUGAUGGCCACAGAUUUGCC